AAGCAGAGUGUACCAUACAUCCAGAUGGGAAGGGGGAGUGGGAGUGGAUGGGGACAAGCCAGUUGGCAAUAUCUGACACCUCGGCUAAAAAGAAAUAAAAAAAAAUGUGCAAAUGGUUGUUUAUAUAUGUGGAAAACCUGCGUACAGUUUUUGUUUGUUUUCAGGAUUAGCAAGCGCAAAACAAGGAGGUAAAACCCCAGGCAGCACUCUUGACGCACCCCCUCGAACUCAAGUGGCGUGGGUCCAAAAGUGUAACUUUUUUUCAGACGGUCGAGUAACAGAGACAGAAGUUGCUGGGACAUUGCAGUAGGAACGGUGCAGAGAGAGAGAGUGGCUGCAAGGAGCUGGUGAAUUGUGGAGGUGUCAGACAGCACCUCGGGGGAGAUGCAGCCCAGGAGAGUGGGAGAGCUGCAGGGAAUGUGGCCGCUGACGGUGCUCCUGUUACUCCUUUGUGUCCCUGCGGAAUCUCAGCAGAGAGGACUAUUCCCGGCAAUCCUGAAUCUUGCCAGUAAUGCGGUGAUCUCCACCAAUGCAACGUGUGGUGAAAAUGGUCCUGAGAUGUACUGUAAGCUGGUGGAGCAUGUUCCCGGGCGACCAAUACGCAACCCACAAUGUCGUAUUUGUGACUCGAACAGUGCAAAUCGCAAAGAGCGACAUCCUAUCGUGAGUGCUAUAGAUGGUACCAACAACUGGUGGCAGAGUCCCAGCAUCCAGAAUGGGAGGAAGUAUCACUGGGUGACAAUUACCCUGGACCUGAGACAGGUAUUUCAAGUAGCCUAUGUCAUCAUUAAGGCAGCAAACUCUCCUCGGCCUGGGAACUGGGUGUUGGAACGCUCCAUUGAUGGUGUGGAGUUCACACCCUGGCAGUACUACGCCACAAGUGAUACCGAGUGCCUGACCCGUUACAACAUCGCACCUCGGAUCGGACCACCAACCUACAAGAGGGAUGAUGAAGUGAUCUGCACAUCUUACUAUUCCAGACUCGUCCCGCUAGAGCACGGAGAGAUUCAUACGUCCCUAAUCAAUGGCAGGCCGAGUGCUGAUGAUCCUUCCCUCACUUUGUUGGCGUUUACCUCGGCCCGUUAUAUCCGUCUCCUCCUUCAGCGCAUCAGAACACUCAACGCUGACCUCAUGACCCUUGGCUUCCGUGACCCUCGGGAAGUUGAUCCAAUUGUCACUCGCAGAUAUUAUUAUUCCAUCAAGGACAUCUCUGUUGGAGGCAUGUGUAUCUGUUAUGGUCAUGCACGCAGCUGUCCGUGGGAUGAAACACUAAUGAGAUUGCAGUGCCAAUGUGAACACAAUACCUGUGGGGAGAGCUGCAAUGAGUGUUGCCCUGGUUACCAUCAGAAACCAUGGCAGUCUGGAACCUUUGCUUCUGACAACACUUGUGAGAAGUGUAACUGCCAUGACAAAGCAGAAGACUGUUACUAUGACCAGAGUGUAGCUGAUCGCAAGCUGAGUUUGAACAUACAUGGUCAGUACAAUGGUGGGGGUGUCUGUAUUAAUUGUACCAACAACACUGCAGGCAUCAACUGUGAGACCUGUAUUGAUGGCUUCUACAGACCUCACAAGGUCUCUCCUUUUGACCAUGAUCCUUGCUUGCCAUGUGACUGUAACCCAGCAGGAUCUAUAAAUGCUACUUGUGUGAAGGAUGAUAAUCACGCGCUUAUAGAACGUGGCCUGUUCCCUGGUCAGUGCCAUUGCCAAGACGGUUACACAGGGAAGACAUGCAGCCAUUGUGCUCCGGGCUUCAAAGGCUUUCCCAGUUGUGCACGCUGUAACUGUAGUGUAGCUGGUAGCAUCAAUGAUGACCCUUGCGCUGAGCCGUGCCAAUGCAAGAGAAACGUGGAGGGGGAGAACUGUAACCAGUGCAAGCCAGGGUUCUACAACUUGCAGGAGAGGAAUCCCGAAGGAUGCACAGAGUGCUUCUGCUUUGGGCUCUCUGGUGUUUGCGAAAGCAUUUCCUGGUCCAUUACACAGGUCACAGAUGUUAAUGGAUGGCAAGUGACUGACCGUCAAGGUAUUAAAAGGAUCCAGUCUUAUCAGGAUCUGUAUGGAGGCCCUAUCCGAAUGAACGUUAACAGCACUGAGGCCACAAAGUCUCUGCCUGCUUUGUAUUAUUGGACAGCGCCAGAAUUGUAUUUGGGUAAUAAGUUGACUGCGUAUGGAGGCUACCUGAAGUUCACUGUGUUGUAUGAUUUUCCAGUGGAAAGCAGUGUUAAUGAGGCGAUCUCCAAUAUUGAUGUCAUCAUUGAGGGCAAUGGUCGAACGCUGAGUACAGGGUCUGAGGGCCUCCUGCUCCAACCAUAUGAUGAAAAGCUGGUUUCAGUUCGACUCUUACCCGAGAACUUUGUGGACCUUAAUACAAAUAAUGCAAUUGACCGAGAUCGCCUCAUGACUGUUCUAGUGAAUGUAACACGGCUGCAGAUCAGGGUCAUGUACAACGUCGCCAAACAGGCUGUGUACAGGCUGAGUUCGGUCACGCUGGAUGUUGCGAACCCCAAUGCCAUCGAUAUUCUUCCUGCUGUGGAUGUUGAACACUGUGAAUGCCCACCAGACUACUCUGGCAUUUCCUGUGAGUCUUGUUCCCCAGGUUUUUAUCGUGUCGAUGGAAUCUUGUUUGGAGGAAUCUGCCAGCAGUGUGAAUGUAAUGGCCACGCCAUAGAAUGUGACACUAACGGCACUUGCUUGGGCUGUCAGCACAAUACGACCGGCCGCAAUUGUGACCAGUGCUCCCUUGGAUUGUACGGUGAUGCCAGCAGAGGGACGAGUGAAGAUUGUCAGCCGUGUGCUUGCCCACUGAACAUUUCCUCCAACAACUUCAGCCCAACCUGCUACUUAAACAAAACAGGAAGCAUCAUAUGUGACCAGUGCCAGCCAGGCUACACAGGGACCAGAUGCAACAGGUGUGCUGAUGGUUACUAUGGAAACCCAACAACACCCGGAGAGUCCUGUGUGCCGUGUGACUGUAAUGGCAACGUUGAGGUGUCAGUGCCAGGAAACUGUGACACGGUGACAGGAGAGUGUCUGAAAUGUAUUGGGAACACGGCAGGAAUACGGUGCGAGCAGUGUGCGGAGGGAUUUUUCGGUGAUGCAGUUGUCGCCAAGAACUGCCGCACUUGUGACUGCAAUGUGAAUGGUUCCUACGGUGAGGCAUGUGACCCCAAGACCGGCCAUUGCCAGUGCAAAUCCAAUGUUCUGGGGCAGAAGUGUGACCACUGUUUGCAUGGGUAUUUUGGCUUGAGCACUGGACUGGGCUGUGUUCCCUGCAACUGCAGCCAAUUUGGCUCACUCUCUGAGGACUGUAGCGAUGAUGGGCUCUGUCGCUGUGUGCCAGGGGUGAGUGGAGAGAAGUGUGACCGCUGCGCACAUGGCUUUUAUGGAUUCCAGGAUGGUGGCUGCACACCUUGUGACUGUGCCCACACUCGGAAUAACUGUGCAGAGGAUUCAGGCCAGUGCAUCUGCCCAGCACACACUUAUGGAGACAAAUGUGAACACUGUGAAACCAACUACUGGGGUCAUGACCCUGAAAGUGGGUGCAAGUUUUGUAACUGCAGUGUAGUCGGUUCUGUUGGUCUUCAGUGUGACAGAGUGAGCGGUCAGUGCUCUUGCAAAGAAGAGUUCGGUGGAGAAAAAUGCAGCAAGUGCACCGUUGGCCAUCGAGGCUACCCACAAUGCACUGCUUGCAAGUGCAAUCUCAGUGGUACCAGACCUGAAAAAUGUGACCUGACCAAAGGAGUGUGCAGCUGUGAGGAACACACUGGGCUUUGUCCCUGUAAGGACAGUGUUUCUGGUGUUCAUUGCGAUGAAUGCAGACCUGGAUCGUUUGCUCUCAGUCUCCAGCACCCGGGGGGGUGCAGCCGUUGUUACUGUUCUGGAGUGUCAAAUUCCUGCUCCGAGCUCCAAGGACUGGUCAGGAUUCCACUGACCCUGACACCUGACCAGCUGAGAAUGCGUGUUGUCACCCAAGGCAACCUGACUGGUACCAGAGAGGGGGUCUUCGCUCAGCCCCCAGAGACGUUGCUGGAUGCUGCACUAGUACAGAGGCAUCUGCAAACAGAGCCGUACUAUUGGUCACUACCUGCCCAGUUCACAGGCACUAAGCUGUUGGCCUAUGGAGGGAAACUGAGAUAUGUGGUUGCAUUUUAUGCCUUGGAAGACUCUGGAAGCUUAAACCUGGAGCCCCAGAUCCUACUGAAAGGAUACCACAACAGCAAAAUGGUAAUUUACAGGAACAUGCCAACUCCUGCAAAUGGAGAACAAAUCAGGCACAUGAUAGACCUGACUGAGCAUGAAUGGAAGUAUUUCAAUUCAGUAUCUGACCAACCCGUCACCCGCCCUGACUUCAUGUCAGUCCUCAGCAACGUUGAAUAUUUCCUGAUUAAAGCUUCCUAUGGCACUGGACUCCAGCAAAGCAGGAUUUCUAAUAUCUCCAUGGAGAUUGCGAUAGAGGAUGAUGGAACUCAUGCAUUGAGAGAUCGUGCACGUCAGAUUGAGAUCUGUGACUGCCCCCCUGGAAACGCAGGCCUCUCCUGCCAGGAAUGUGCUCCUGGGUUCUACAGACAAAAGAUGACUGAUGGCCUACAGUCACUCAAUACCGUGUGUGUCUCAUGCAAGUGCAACAACCACAGUAACAUCUGUGACCUUGAUACAGGCAAAUGUCAAGCUUGUCGUGACAACACAACGGGUGAUCACUGUGAGCUGUGUGCUUCGGGAUACUAUGGCAGAGUCGGUGGAUCUAUCACGGACUGCUCCCUUUGUGCCUGUCCCAGAUCCCAUUCUGGCAGCUUUAGCCCCACAUGUGUAUUGGAGGGCGUGAGUGAUUUCCGUUGUAAUUCCUGUCUGAUUGGCUAUGAAGGACAGUACUGUGAGAGAUGUGCUCCUGGUUACUAUGGUAGCCCACGUGUACCAGGCGGUAGAUGUCAAAGGUGUGAAUGUAACCCGAAUGGUUCUGUGCACAUCAACUGUCAUCCUUUAAUGGGCCAUUGUGUUUGCAAACCAGGUGUAACGGGUCGACUCUGUAAUCAAUGUGAAGCUAAGCAUGUGCUGGUGGAAAGUGAAUGCAUAUCUUGUGAUGAUGAUUGCACAGGACUCCUGCUAUCUGAUCUUAGCAACUUGGAAACCAUUUUGAUGACAUUAAACGUGACAGGCUUUGAUCCAGCUCCCUAUAAUCUCUUUACUGACAUAGAAAACAGGACAGAACAAUACAAGGUCGCUCUGGAAUUGGCUGAUGGACACAAUCUGGAUGAAGCUGUUGGGAGAACACUAACCAGGGGUUUGGAACUUGCAGUUUUUGUAAAUAAAACAACCAAGACAAUAAAUGCUCUCGUUGACAUGGCAAAUCACCUAAAUGAAACACUGGGCACUGACCUGAAUCUUUCAGACACCAAAUUGCAGCAACUCCAGCACGAGAUCCUGAAUAUGCUGGAAUCCAUGCGGAAUAGAGUGUUUAAUCAUUCAAAAGAAAUUUCCGAAAUGGAACUAAAAGCGGCACAAGAUCUGUUGGCCAGCGUGCAGAAGGAGUUUCAGAAACCCCAUAAGGAACUGAAGGACUUGAAAAUUAGGGUCAAGGAUAUGUUAGUCCAACGUGCGAAUGGGUUGCAGGAAGCUCAAAAGCUAGUGAAUGAAGCACGUUCAAACACCGAUGAAAGCAGCAGGAUGCUCCUCAGCAUCACCAGCGGCCUGCGAGAGCUCCAGGAAAAACAGCAGACUGUGAGGAGUAUCAAGACACUGACAACAAGCCUGAUCCAAGAUGGGCGAGAGAUGCUGGACACUGCAGCAAAUAUGACACAAGACAUUGUGAACAACACAGCUUUUCUGGAGCAAUACAGUGACCAGCUGGAUUUGUGGAAUACUAAGAUGAGGAUGCACCUUGACAAGUUGGUAAUGGAGAUGACUCAAAAGAGUGUGCUCAGCCUCGUCUAUAAGGCAGAAGACCAUGCUGAAGAACUCAGUGAGAUUGCGAAUCUGCUGAACAGUUCCCUUGCAGCUGUAAGAAACAUGUCUCUGAAUGCCACAGUGGCCAUCAACACACACUCCAAUAUCAAAGCACUCAUUGAUGAAGCUGCAAGCAUUGCAUUGGAAGCUAGGAACAAAGCUGAUGCUGCAUUGAAGUUGGCCAUUAGUCCACAAAAACCACUGGAGGAGUUUGGCAGGAAGUCAGCCCAGCGCAGUUCAGAGAUCCUAAGCGAUGCAAAUGAUUUGAAAAACAGAACUGCUGGGCUUGUGAAUCAGCUGAAUGGAUUGAAGGGGAAGGUGGACCAGAUUCAGAAGGGCGUGGGUAAUGUGAGCAGGCACCUCAACAAGCCCUGGCGCAUUCUGGCACAGUUGCCAAAUGGGACAGAUGCUCGAUUCCAAGAGGCGAAGGAUCGUGCAGUCUCGGCAAACCUGACAGCAGCUGCAACUCUUGCUGAAAUUCAGCAGUUCAGUCAGCAGCUGCUGAGCACAUCUGGCUCCGUGGCGAGAGUCAAUAAAACCGUCAGAGAAACAAAUGACCUCAUCAGUGAUUCAGCGAAGACUGCGGCGGCCGCUGGUAAAAAGGUGCAGGAGGUCGAAGUUCAAGCCAACUACCUGCUGGAGAAGCUGAAGCCGCUGAAAGUUCUGGAGGAGAACCUGAACAGAAACUUAUCAGAGAUAAAGGAAUUGAUCAGUCAGGCGCGGAAGCAAGCUGCUUCGAUUAAAGUGGCAGUAUCAGCCAACCAUGAUUGUGUCCGUGCCUACCAACCAGCAGUGACAAGCAGCAACUACAACACUCUGACACUGAAUGUGAAAACCUCCGAAUCAGAAAACUUGCUGUUCUACCUCGGCAGCAGCACCAGUACUGAAUUCCUGGCUGUGGAGAUGAGACAUGGCAGGGUUGUCUUCCUAUGGGAUGUGGGCUCUGGCACAACGAGACUGGAAUACCCCGAUCUUCAAAUUAACAACAACAAGUGGUACAGGAUUCACGCUGCCAGGUUUGGCCGUAUGGGUACCUUAUCUGUUCAAGAAGUUGGUGCGUCCAGUUUAGACAAGCCAGUGGUAAAGACAGCCUCAUCUCCUGGAACCUCCACUGUAUUGGAUGUGGACAAUACCACACUCGUGUUUGUUGGGGGUCUCUCGAAACAAAUGAAGAAAGUAGCGGCUGUGAGGAUUACCCACUUCAAAGGUUGCUUGGGUGAAGCCUUCCUGGAUGGGAAAUCCAUCGGCUUGUGGAACUUCCGAGGAAGAGAAGGGAGUUGUAGUGGCUGCUUUGCGAGGUCACAGAACGAAGACAUUGCUUUCCACUUUGAUGGUAGUGGCUAUUCAGCUGUCGAGAAAGUGUUACGUUCCACAACAACCCAGCUGGUGAUGCAGUUCAGCACAUUCUCACCAAAUGGCUUGCUCCUCUACCUCGCUUCAAAUGGCACCAGAGAUUUCUUAGCAGUAGAGCUGGCAGACGGGAAAGUGCGAGUGACCUUUGACCUAGGGUCUGGAGUUCUAACCCUUAUGUCAGAGAAAAGAUACAACAAUGGAACAUGGUUUAAAAUUGCAUUUCAGCGCAACCGGAAGCUAGGUAUUUUGGCUGUCAUGGACCCAUUUAAUUCAACGGAUCGAGAAACCAAGCAAGGAGAAUCACCAGGAACUGCUUCAGAUCUCAAUCGUGGGAACAAAGAUCCAAUCUAUGUCGGAGGAUUGCCGCGCUCCAGAAGCUACAGGAAAGAAGUUCUCAGCAAAUCGUUUGUGGGUUGCUUGAAGAAAUUGGAGAUUUACCGUUCAACUUUCGACCUGCUGAGGAAUUCCUUGGGUGUGAGGAAAGGUUGUUUGCUUGAGCCUAUCCGUAGUGUGACAGUUUGGAAUGAUGGCUACAUUCAGUUACAGCCACAAGUCCUUCCAGUGGAAGCCAGGUUAAUGACAACCUUUAGUACGCAGAAUGACACUGGGAUCAUUUUAGCCGGGUUUGGCAAAUCAACGAGGAACCGCAAUCGUCGGCAGACAAAGAUGGCGUUCUUUGCUGUGAUGAUGAUUGAUGGCCGUGUGGAAGCUCAUGUCAACACCGGUGAUGGAGUCCAUACCAGGAGAGUCAUUGCCAAGUCUCCUUCAGGAACCUUCAGUGACGGGCAGGAACAUUCGAUCAUACUGUCGAGAAGUAAGAGGAUUAUGACGUUGCAGAUUGAUGAAGGAAACCGCCUUGAAAUGAGACUCGGGGCCUCAGCGGAUACCAGUCCAUUGAAUAUAACCAGAUUCUAUGUUGGCGGGGUUCCAACUGGAGAGGGCGCUAUUGUCCUUAAGAUCACAAGCUCCUUCACAGGCUGCAUUAAGAACCUGGUCCUGAAUACAGAGUUGUUGGACUUCAGCGGCGUUUUGAGGUACCAGAAUAUCGACCUGGACAGCUGCCUGCUUUCAGCCCCUGAGCCGGACAAGAGAGACUUGGAGCUGGUGCUUCAGCCGACUGCAAAACCCAUCCAACCGCCCGUGAGAAACACCAGCCCCACCCACUCGCCAUAUAGCUCCUCCUCCAACAAGAAAACUUGUACAGUGGACAAAUUGCCAGGCUACGUUGCCAAUGCUCAUCAGUUUGGACUCUCCAAAGGCAGUCACAUGAUUCUGUCCCUUGAUGAAACCACAGUUAAGAGGAAAUUUGUCAUUCAGCUGAAUAUUAGAACUUAUGCCUCCAAUGGCCUAAUAUAUUAUAUGGCCCAUCAAAACCAGAUUGACUACGCCACCCUUCAACUAUGGAAGGGGCAGUUACAUUUCCUGUUUAACCUCGGGAAAGGCACAGCAACGUCCAUCAUGCCCACUCCUAUUAAUGAUGGCAAAUGGCAUACAGUGAAAACAGAAUAUGUAAAGCGAAGAGGUCUGAUUACCGUCGAUGGGAAGGAAUCCAAUCCGGCUUUGGGAGAUGGUAAUUCACUGGAUGUUGAAGGAAGGCUGUAUCUUGGAGGUUUGCCUUUAGAUUACACUGCCAGGAAAAUAGGAAAUGCGACGCACAGUAUCCCUGCUUGUAUUGGCAAUGUGGCAUUGAAUAACAAGCCCCUGGACCUGGAGAGGCCAGUUUCCAUCCUUACUGUGAGCAGGUGUUACUUGGCUGUCCAGGAGGGCACUUUCUUCGAUGGCACUGGAUUUGCUGCGCUGGUGAAAGAAGGUUACAAAGUGAGGUCAGAUGUAAUUGUUACAUUUGAGUUCCGCAGUACGACCCGAAACGCGGUACUGCUUGGCAUCAGCAGUGCUAAGGUGGAUGCAAUUGGACUGGAGAUUGUAAAUGGCAAGGUUCUGUUCCAUGUAAAUAAUGGAGCUGGAAGAAUUACAGCCAGAUAUGAACCCAAGGAUUCAAACCAGCUGUGCAAUGGGAAGUGGCAUAAACUUCGAGCCAAUAAGAGCAAGCAUCGUAUUACACUGACUGUGGAUGGAGUUACUGUGCAAGCUGACAAUCCUCAUAUUCAGUCAACUUCAGCAGACACUAAUGAUCCAAUUUAUGUAGGAGGCUAUCCUGCUAAUGUGAAACAAAAUUGCCUGACCCUUCAAGAGCCAUUCCAGGGCUGCAUAAGGAACCUCAAGCUGACAAAAAACCAACAGAUCCAGGCCUUUGAUUUCAGCAAAGCCUUUGACCUCCGAGGCGUCUUUCCUCAUUCUUGCCCCGGCAUCGAACAGUAGACUUCAGGAAUGUCCUCCCAGCCGAGAGAAUUUCAUCAAAACAACUGCUCCAAACUCCUUUCACAAUUGUAUUAAUUGCCCUUCUUUACUCAGGAUAAAAAUGCAUUUUAAGACGAUAUAUCACUUGUUUCUGACAGAUGCUUAACUAAAAGCGUUUUGUACUAUGCAACAAGUACCUCCAUAAACAAAACCAUUAACAACAUCAGGAUGGAAUAUUUUAAUUUUUUUUAAUGUUUACAAUUGUUUUUUUCCCCGACAGUAUUUCCUGAAAUGUUAAUCUGUGUUUGUUUUGAAUAUGUUAUCAUUUUGCAAAUAAAGUGUAAACAUGAUU
Molecule: messenger RNA, 9940 nt
Organism: Chiloscyllium plagiosum (whitespotted bambooshark)
Lineage: Eukaryota; Metazoa; Chordata; Chondrichthyes; Orectolobiformes; Hemiscylliidae
Source: RefSeq, a predicted model, not a curated record